This is a messenger RNA of Anolis carolinensis (green anole), 600 nucleotides long. It is a transcript of the gene cimip3, whose product is annotated as ciliary microtubule inner protein 3. Lineage: Eukaryota; Metazoa; Chordata; Lepidosauria; Squamata; Anolidae. The transcript is spliced from 2 exons. The record is from RefSeq and is a predicted model, not a curated record. The coding region runs from base 237 to 587 and encodes 116 amino acids.
AGCGCUUCCCCGGGCGCAGAGAGGAGAGGCGCCCGGCGGCGGAGGAGGUCACCAUGCGCCCGGUGGCUGCGGCGGCGGCGGAGGCAGUCCUUCCAUCUCCCCUUUUCGGCUGCGUCUCUCCAGGCGUUUAAGAAGAAGAACCGGAGGAAGAGGAGGCGCCGAGGCUGCAGGUGACGCCAAAGGAUUCCCUUCGAGACCAAAACGUCUAUGAAAAUCAGAACACUCGUCCAUGCUACAUGAUGUCACAGAAGAAGAAACCAGCCAAAGCAUCGGCUGGUGGGCACAGCCAGUUUCCAGUUGCUCUGGGUUACAAGAUGGAGCAGGCUUUAGUUUCAGAAUAUGUCCCCGUUGUCCUACACCCUGGGGGAUACAAACCUGAGUCUCUCAACUUUACUUUCUACAACCCCAACUAUACCAAUUCAUACAAUCCAUUUUACACCUUACAGAAACCAACCUGUGGUUAUCGAUAUUGCCGAGACACAGACCACAGAAGGAAGGUAUUAGAUGUGGAAAGGGUGAAUCUCCCAAAGUGGAGAACCAUCGUGGUGAAAAAGCCCGGUGUGUCUUCUGCAGGCUCAAAACAUUGAAACUAUCACACAA